GCGCCGCCGCCGCCGCUUCCUAGAUAUAGGCGAGUGCGAAGAGGCACUUGCAGUCACUUGGUGAGCGCGGCGCUGCUCGGGUUUGGGGGGCUGGAGUUUUUUUUUUUUUGGAGGGGGGUGUCUUGGCGUUUCUCGCUUUUCCUCCGUCGUCGCUGCUGUUGUGUCUUUGAAGGGAGAGACUGGCGAGCCAGCGAGGAAGAGACGCCGGAAUACAGCAGCUGAGGCGGCGGGCAAAGUACAACCGCUGGAGCCGGCUUUUUCCGAGCCGCCGCACCUCUAACUUGGGAACUGUCCACCUCCUGAAAAUGAACCUGCUGGCCAUUUACCUGCUCGGAUUGUUCCUCAGUAGCGGGCAAGCGCUUCAAGUAUCAAUUUCCCUCAGCAAGGUAGAAGUUAGUGUGGGUGUAUCCAAAUUCUUCACAUGCACAGUAAUUGGUGAGCCUGAGAGUAUAGAUUGGUACAACCCACAAGGAGAGAAGAUUAUUUCCAAUCAAAGGGUGGUAGUACAGAAGGAAGGUGUUAGAUCACGGCUAACUAUCUACAAUGCCAAUGUAGAAGAUGCUGGAAUAUACAGGUGUCAGGCAACAGAUUCAAGAGGAUUAACUCAAGAAGCUACUGUUGUUUUGGAAAUUUACCAGAAGCUCACAUUCCAAGACAUUGUAUCACCUCAAGAAUUCAUACAAGGAGAAGAUGUACAAGUCAUUUGCCGUGUUACUAGCUCACCUGCACCUAUUGUCAGUUGGUUGUAUCAAAAUGAGGAAAUCUCAAAUAUUGCUGACAAUAGAUUUGCCAUGUUGCCUAACAAUAAUCUUCAAAUUCUUAAAAUCAAUAAAAGUGAUGAGGGGCUUUACAGAUGUGAAGGAAGAGUAGAAGCCAGAGGAGAAAUUGACUUUCGGGAUAUUAUUGUACUUGUAAAUGUUCCUCCAAUUAUUACAUUGCUCCAGAAAUCCUUUAAUGCUACAGCAGAUCGAGGAGAAGCAAUUACUUUGUUCUGUAAAGCUGUAGGUUCUCCUGAACCUGAAAUCAACUGGUAUAGAAAAGGAAAACGUAUUGAGGAAAGUGACAAGUAUGUAUUGAGAGGAAGCAAUACGGAACUAACAGUCAGGGACAUAAAAAAUAUUGAUGCAGGUCCCUAUAUCUGUGAAGCAAGGAAUAAAGCUGGAAAGAUGACAAAUCAGACGUACCUACAAGUUUUUGUACAGCCUCAAAUAAUGCAACUUAAAAAUGAAACAACCUUUGAAAAUGGUCAAGCUACUCUCAUCUGUGAAGCAGAAGGGGAACCGGUUCCUGAAAUUACUUGGAAGAGAGCCAUUGAUGGAAUAACAUUCUCUGAAGGUGACAAGAGCCCAGAUGGCCGUAUAGAAGUCAAAGGACAGCAUGGGAAAUCAUCACUGCACAUUAAAGACGUGAAGUUGUCAGAUUCAGGAAGAUACGAUUGUGAAGCUGCAAGUAGAAUUGGUGGGCAUCAAAAGAGCAUGUAUCUUGAUAUUGAAUAUGCGCCAAUCUUUGUAUCAAAUCAAACAAUAUAUUAUUCUUGGGAGGGAAAUCCCAUCAAUAUAAGUUGUGAUGUUUUAGCUAAUCCAUCAGCAUCUAUUCACUGGAGACGGGGAAAAUUGGUUUUACCUGGAAGAAACACAACUCAUUUAAAGACCCACAGUGCUGGAAACAAGCUGAUAUUGGAGGUUGCUCCCACAUCUGACUAUGAUUUUGGACGAUACAACUGUACAGCCACAAACAGAAUAGGAACACGAUAUCAAGAAUAUGUCCUUGCUUUGGCUGACGUACCAUCUAGUCCACAUGGAGUGAAGAUUGUAGAGGUAUCACAAACUUUUGCUAAGGUGUCUUUCAAUAAACCAGAUUCACAUGGAGGUGUCCCAAUUCAUCAUUACCAAGUGGAUGUGAAAGAAGUUACAUCAGAAAUAUGGAAAGUUGUUCUGUCCCAUGGAGUUCAGACAAUGGUUGUUCUUAGCAAUUUGGAACCAAAUACAACAUAUGAAAUCAAGGUUGCUGCGGUAAAUGGAAAAGGGCAAGGAGAAUAUAGCAAAAUUGAAAUAUUUCAGACCUUACCAGUUCGUGAACCAAGCCCUCCAUCUAUUCAUGGGCAACCAGGCAGUGGCAAAAGCUUCAAAUUGAGCAUAACAAAACAAGAUGAUGGAGGAGCACCUAUUUUGGAAUAUAUUGUCAAAUACAGAAGUAAAGAUAAAGAAGACCAAUGGCAGGAGAAAAAAGUUCAAGGCAAUAAGGACCACAUUAUUCUAGAACAUUUGCAAUGGACAGUGAGCUAUGAAGUGCAAAUUACUGCAACCAACAGGCUGGGGUAUUCAGAACCAACUUUAUAUGAGUUCGUCAUGCCACCAAAGCCCAAUAUUAUUACAGAUACCUGCUGUGAAGCUCGUAAAGGUGGAAAUGGAAGCCAGUCACGGCAGCUGAAUGCUGCUGGAUUUCUUUUCCUCAUAGUCACAAGUCUAUGGUGUGCAUUUUGAUACUAGGGGUGAACCAAGCAGAAUGCAAUGUCUUGUUUUCCUCUCUGAACUUUUUCUUUAAGGGGAAAUAAGGCUUGGAUAAUAUUGACUUUUCCGAACCUCCAUUAAAGCAUUUAUUAUGUUACACCAACAUGAAAGAAAUUGAAGAAGCUAUGCAUGCAUUUUUCUCACAAGUGGCUUUUUCAUCAGAGAAGCUCUAAGACCAUUUUCACAAGUGAUGCUUUACAUGUUAUGCAUUCCCUAGUUCUGUGAUUUGAAUGUAAAUCUUCAGCAUCUAGAAAUGGACUCCAUUUGCAGAUCAAAAGUUACACUUCCCAGGUUGCAAUGCAUUCUUAGUGUCACUUGUGGAAAAAGUUUCCAUCUUAUGUCAAACACACAACUUACAGUUAGCUGCAUAUACCAUGGCUUGGAGUAAAAUAUUGUCAUAUUGUCUCAAUUCUGUUUCUUUGCAGAAAAUUGCAGUUAUUUGUGAGCUUAUGAAUAUCUAUAUUGUUUUUAAUUUCUGAUUUGAACCCUUCCAUUAGAAUAUGUUGGCUUCAUGUAUACUACUAUGCAUAUCACUGUGCCUUUAUUCAGAUGUAUUUAUAUGCUCUUUGUUCCUUUCUACAAUGUCAAUUUUAAUAAUUGAAGUUUAGCCCCCUUUUAGGGGGUCCCUAAGCAUAAAUGCGAAUUCUAAUACCCAAUUGAAAAACACUCUGUCUGCCCAGCAAGUGUUUCUCCUCCAUUUAUGGUUUGUCUAUACAUUCUUGUAACUGACAUUAUAAGGAUUAUGAAAUUGUCUUUAUUAUGUUUUAUUAUUAUGUAAUUAAAUUUGUCAUUAAAGUCCUUGGGGGAGGCCCAGUGCCCCAUAUACUUACUAGAAUGAAAGUAGAACUUUUGACUGAGUAUUUAUGGAUAAUGGCAAAAAUCAAGUAGUGUACCUCUAACUGCACAACAGAAAUUAUGCCAGAAGCAAAAAACAUUACUGCUAAAAUUAAAGGCUUUGUUUUUCUGUUUGGGAGUGUGGUUGACAUGCACUUCCCCCCAUUGAUAAAGGAAGUAUUCAAUAAGCAGCAAUCUACUAUUGACAAGAACAUCACUAUAGCAUAGGCCAAAUCCCCCCAACAGGUUUUUGACCAGUAGUUUAGUUUUAUGCAAUUUAAAAACAAGCAACUAUUUCUCCCUAUUUCUCCCUCUAAUGAUUCUCCUUUGCCUUUCCUUCCUACUGCAAUUUUUUACACAACAAAAACAUCCCUUAGAAAAUUAUCACAAGACAAAUAGGUUAGGGUACAUCCAUGUGUGCUGAUCUUGCACUUCUAGAGA
Pogona vitticeps (central bearded dragon) is the source of this 3785-nucleotide messenger RNA. RefSeq names its product neural cell adhesion molecule 2 (gene NCAM2). NCBI's taxonomy places the organism in Eukaryota, Metazoa, Chordata, Lepidosauria, Squamata, Agamidae. Gene Ontology annotation, molecular function: protein binding. The record is from RefSeq and is a predicted model, not a curated record. Gene Ontology annotation, biological process: cell adhesion. Gene Ontology annotation, cellular component: neuron projection; membrane.